Lolium perenne is the source of this 682-nucleotide messenger RNA. The record is from RefSeq and is a predicted model, not a curated record. Lineage: Eukaryota; Viridiplantae; Streptophyta; Magnoliopsida; Poales; Poaceae.
UCCUUCCCCAGCAGAUGCACUACUCGAUCCUCUCCCCUCUCCCUCACCAUGGGCAAGAACUUCAUCCCCUUCCUCCUCACGCUCGCUCUCGUCGCCGCCAGCACCGGUGAGCGUGGCCAAGCCUGGGCUGCUUCCUGGGACGACGGCAAGGACAUGCCGCAGCGGCAGGACGCCAUGGCGGAGGCCGUCCGUGCAAUGUCCAACUACGACCCGGCACAGGACGGCGACGAGGCGGUCCAGCGGGCGAUGGGGGUGGUGAACCGCGAGAUCGGGCUGCUGCGGCCCAUCUUCCAGGCCAUCGGCAAGAUGCCGGAGACGAGCGCCGCCGACGUCCGUGCCAAGGAGGAGGCGCGCGCCGCGGCCAACGAGCUGCUCACUCGCCACUUCGGCCAGCUGCUCCCUGGCGGCAGCGCCAAGAUCGUGGAGGAAUUCUGAGCAUGCCAUGCAUAUGCAUGCACAUGCUGGUUUCGCCUUAGAGUUCACAUGGAUCGAUAUUGUUGGCUCCAGUUGUCUCCUUUGUAUUUGGCUAAUUAUAAGACCCCGUCCUGUGCACCGCCGUUGUUUGUGCGUCGUCGUCGGAUCAUGUAAGCGCAUCACUAUGUUCCCUGCAGUUGUAUGUAGAACGGUGUCCUCUGUUCCGCUACAUAUAUCUUUAAGGUAUCUUUAAUUAUUGGUUGUUCUA